Messenger RNA from Anopheles marshallii, 1145 nucleotides. RefSeq names its product calcium-binding protein 4-like. The transcript has 4 exons. The record is from RefSeq and is a predicted model, not a curated record. The coding region runs from base 1 to 1140 and encodes 379 amino acids. Gene Ontology annotation, molecular function: calcium ion binding; enzyme regulator activity. Lineage: Eukaryota; Metazoa; Arthropoda; Insecta; Diptera; Culicidae.
AUGAUGCCGAAUGAGCGGCUGGGUGGUGUUUAUCAGGACGGUGGGUCUCACUAUUCAGGAGAUGACUGUCAGGUAACGCCCGUCAUCCACGUGCUCCAGUAUCCGGGCUGCGUACCGAAGCCCAUCCCAUCGUUCGCGUGCAUUGGCCGCUGUGCCAGCUACAUCCAGGUGUCCGGUAGCAAGAUCUGGCAGAUGGAGCGGUCGUGCAUGUGCUGCCAGGAGUCGGGCGAACGGGAAGCGUCCGUAUCGCUCUUCUGUCCCAAGGCGAAGAAUGGCGAGAAAAAGUUCCGCAAAACCCGUCAGACAAACAACGACCCUUCGACAGCACCGGAAGCGGGAUCUAAUGCAACAGGCGCGGGCAACGACCAGCAGCAAUAUUCGCACCGGCCCGAAUCCACCAGCGGCCACAGUGGCCGUUCGAGUUCACGGUCUCCCAUCGAUCCGUACCGGCAGGACAGCAUUAACCAACCGCCCAGCGACAGUUCCAGCCUGGACGGGAACGUGUUCGCCGAUGGGGCGAACGUGCCACUGCACAGCAAACAGCGCCGCUCGCAGACAACCGAUUCGCUCACUUCCGGCAACAACAUCAGCUACAGCCUAAACAAACGCUUCAUCUCCAAGAACCAAAUGAAGGAGUUCCGGGAAGCGUUCCGGCUGUUCGACAAGGACAACGAUGGGUCGAUCACGAAGGAGGAGCUCGGCACGGUGAUGCGCUCGCUCGGCCAGUUUGCCCGGGUCGAGGAGCUGCAGGAGAUGCUGCUGGAGAUCGAUGUGGACGGCGAUGGGAACGUCAGCUUCGAGGAGUUUGUCGACAUCAUGUCCAACAUGACGGAUACGGUCGCGGAAACGUCGGCCGAUCAGGAGGAGCGCGAAUUGCGCGACGCGUUCCGCGUGUUCGACAAACACAACCGGGGCUACAUCACCGCGUCCGAUCUACGAGCGGUGCUGCAGUGUUUGGGCGAAGAUUUGGAUGAAGAAGAAAUCGAGGACAUGAUCAAAGAGGUGGACGUGGAUGGCGAUGGGCGGAUCGAUUUCUACGAGUUCGUCCAUGCGCUCGGUGAGCCGGAAGAUUCCCAGGAAAACGACGAGGACGAUGAAAUCGUUUCGCAACGCUCGCCAUCGUUUGAUGUGCAAGUUUAAACCAA